GCGUGCAUUUCCUUGCUUCCAUUGAAACACUGGGGUGUGGCGUAGACUACAGACUCGAAUAAAAAUCCUCACAGACUUCCUGGAUGAAUCAGCGCAAGAUUACACAGUCUCUGUCCGCACCAUGUCUGAGUGGAAGCAGAGAUGUGAGUCUGAAUGGAGCCUACAGGGAGCACCGAUGCCCGACGGCCUGGAUUGGAAGUCCGUGUUUGAUGCCAGCCCGCUGGGGAGGAAUUUACUGAAGAACCCUUCACCUCACGGAUUGAGUAAAGACACCCCUCUACCUGAACCUGAUCUGCCUGAAUUUCCAACACGCGGACGUCCACGUUUCCAACCUGAUGGCGACUUCAGUGGCUGGACGACUAGCCUGGAAGUCCUCCCCUACGAUACGAGUGGAAUCCCAGAAGGUGCCGUGGUCUGUGAAUUGCCUCAAUGCAGCUGGUUCACCAUGGAGCAGGUAGUGGACCUUAAGGCAGAGGGAUUGUGGGAAGAGCUGCUGGAUGAGUUUCAGCCUGAAAUCCUCAUCCAAGACUGGUAUGAGGAGAGUCAGCUGCAUGCAUCCAUCUACCAGCUGCAGGUGAAGUUACUGGGUGCAGACAAAAGCACAGUGAUCUCAGAGCACAGUGUCAACCCCAGUGAGGACCUCAGCAAUUACUCACACAAUUGGAAGGAGGUGUCACAUGUGUUCUCCGGCUAUGGACCUGGGGUGAGAUAUGUCCACUUCCAGCACCGCCUGAAGAGCCAGUUCAUGGUGAUGUUCUACACCACGUUGUUCACAGGAAGCUCAGUGAUGGUCAGACCAACCAAAACCAGCUCCUAGGCUGACUCUUACUAAAACUGUAAAAACUGAGUUGUUAGAAGAUUCAAUGUAAUCAACUACGAUAACACAUAUAAUCUUUGAUAAAGUGAUAAUAGGUUGAUUUUCGUGUGCUUUAGAACAUUACAGAGUUUGCAAUAAUCAGUAAUUGAUUGUAUUUACUAGUUUUCUAAUUGUGGGGUAUUUAGUUUGGUUAAUUGUUUUAAUUUUGCAUUUCCUUGCAUUUCUAAAAUAAAGGGAAAAUGUAA
Molecule: messenger RNA, 1062 nt
Organism: Eleginops maclovinus (Patagonian blennie)
Lineage: Eukaryota; Metazoa; Chordata; Actinopteri; Perciformes; Eleginopidae
Gene: nccrp1
Product: P1, F-box associated domain containing
Exons: 6
Coding region: 122-817 (231 amino acids)
Biological process (GO): SCF-dependent proteasomal ubiquitin-dependent protein catabolic process; glycoprotein catabolic process
Cellular component (GO): SCF ubiquitin ligase complex; cytoplasm
Molecular function (GO): ubiquitin protein ligase activity
Source: RefSeq, a predicted model, not a curated record